AUGGACACGUGUGACCUGCCGACUCAGAACCACGAGAGUGACUGCCAUUCGUUGCCAUGCAGUCCUCUGUCAGUUUUCGACAAACCUGCCGGUGACAAACCGGUUCCACCGGCCCCGUUCAGUUCAGUUCGGAUCAGCUCAUUCAUCGCAUUCGCCAUCGUCUGCCCUCGUGGCAGUCGAGCCGAGGGACUGCGUGACACCCCUUCCUCGUUUUGCGCCCUCAGCGCUGCUAAAAUCGCUAAGCUGGCCAUCGAUGGCAUUUCAGUUAGCCAGCUCGACGACAUCAUGAGCAACGAGAAUCUCUACUCGCCUCCGCCAGCGAUCUCCAUUCCGCGUGUGUAUGUCAAGAAACCAACCUCGGAAACGUUCUCCUCAGCACUGACCACGUUUCAGACUGCGCAGUCGGCGAACCCGAUCCAAAUCAACGCCAAAGUCUACCUGUCGCCGCCGACCAACGGUCAGGGUUCACCCCUGGCGCUGAUGGACACGAGCACAGAACCCGUCGCUCCUUCUCAAUCGCGUCCUGUCGUUCCUUCGUCCGCGCCUCCAAGUGAGCAGAAAUCGGGACUCGACUUGAGCCUCGAGAGCUCGACUUCCAGCCGUCUCGACCAAGCGCUGAAAUUCGGCGAAAAGCUCUUGCUGAUAGUAGCCUUGCUGGCCAUUGCCAUCCUGAUGAUAAUCCUCUACGUCCAAAGCAGUAAGUAGAG
Messenger RNA from Soboliphyme baturini, 707 nucleotides. The record is from the annotation of a GenBank genome assembly. Lineage: Eukaryota; Metazoa; Nematoda; Enoplea; Dioctophymatida; Soboliphymatidae.